AUGUCUGGAGACAACAGCACGCUAACAUGGAGGAGCAUGUCCCCCACCUCCAGCCAAUCAGCGAGCUCCAUUUGGUCCCCCAGCCAAUCAAGGAGCUCCAUCCGGUCCCCUAGCCAAUCAGAACUCAGCGUCUCCACAGCCAAGAUCAUCAAAGUGUGUUUCCUUAGCAACAGUCCAAACCUUGGCAAGAACUUCAAACUGGUGAAAUGUGAAGAAGGCUGGACCGUCAAGCAGCCCAUGUGUUUGACCGCGUUCACUGAGAUCCGCAGUAUUUCCUGUUUCUGUGAGAGUGAAGGCCGCGCUCUUCUCACCGUUCACACCGAGGCCGAGCAGUUGGGUCAGUACCUGGUGAAUAAGCAGGAGCUUCUCUCUCAGGCCACACUCACACUGUUCAGUUUGCAGAUCUGCAAAGCUCUGGAGUAUUUAGAGAGUCUCAGCCUGGUGCACAGUGAGCUGCAGUACCUUCAGCAGCCGCAGGAGGGCGCUGUCCCCAGAGGACGUUCUGCGUCUGUGUCUGAGCCUCCUCCAAAGGCUCCUGAAAGUCUAUCCGCCCACGGACUCUUUGCAAACAACAAACAGGUGUAA
Knipowitschia caucasica is the source of this 585-nucleotide messenger RNA. The record is from the annotation of a GenBank genome assembly. Lineage: Eukaryota; Metazoa; Chordata; Actinopteri; Gobiiformes; Gobiidae.